Lecanosticta acicola is the source of this 899-nucleotide messenger RNA. Lineage: Eukaryota; Fungi; Ascomycota; Dothideomycetes; Mycosphaerellales; Mycosphaerellaceae. The record is from the annotation of a GenBank genome assembly.
AUGAGCGGCCUUCGAGUGCUGUGCUCGCCGGCGCAGGUACCAGCGCAGAAAUCUGGCAGGUACAGUCUCGUAAGCUGCACCUCAUUCCCGAAUGUAGAAUGCAGUGCGCAUGUGCUGAUGAGCUCCCAGAAGCCUUUCGCAAUCUGCUCCCGUCCACCUGGAGAUAUCAAUUCUAUGACGGAGGAGAGCCAUGUGAGCUUGCCGAUGGCAUCAAGGAGGUCUAUCCUGGGCCCUACUUCUGUCUCUACGAUAUCCCCAGCUUUGAGAAUGUCCAGGCAGCUCAUGAUCUGGUAUACGAGAUUAUCGAGGAUGACGGACCCUUUGACGCCGUCAUGGGCUAUUCGCAGUUUGUCACCCUUGCCAGGACUGCUUCUUUACAGAGCUAAUCAGGAACCAGAGGCGCUUCGCUGUUAGCUUCGAUCUUGCUCCAUCACCAAGCAGAGAACCCCUACGGACCUCCGCUUUUUCGCUUUGCCGUCUUCAUGAACGCUUUCUUGCCGUACUCAAAGAACUCCGACUUUGGUAUCGAUGUAGGUCACAUGUGGUUCGAGGAUAGCGGAGGGAAAGUCUUCACUCCAACGGAUGACGAUACUGUCAAAGGAAUCGAACGCUACGGCGAUUAUAUGGAAGAAGGUCACAACUUCAGGACUCUCCCUAUUCGCCGGUUCAACCCCUCUUUGCACAAGGACAAGAUCAAUAUUCCAACCGCGCAUUUGUAUGGAGCAAAGGACGCCCACCGUCCUCAAAGCCUUCGACUUAUCGAGAUGUGCGAUGAAAAGCAAGUCGCGACGUUCGAACAUUGUGGCAGACACGAGGUACCACGGACGCCGAAACAGGCAGAGGGAAUGGCUACAGCGAUAAAGAAAACGUUUGAGAAGGCGCAGUUUAUCAUCGCAUAG